AUGAAAGCCUUUUUUCAUCGAGCCGAAGGACUACCGGUGGACAUGGACUUCAAUACCCUCUACGGAGAACACCUACGCCGCAUAGGAUCUCGACGCAGGCGCAGGGAGUUUUUCUUGUCAAUUCUGGAUAGCGCUCGUAGAAUCCAGGGAGGCCACUCGCGCGAAGGGCUCUUUUUAGGCUCACACAAGCAUAACCUGCCCUACCUCGAGGUUCUAGAGUUUACGGGAUCAGACGCAAAAGUUCUGACCACACCAUACCUCCUCGAAGCCGUGCUGGACGGCCAUAUCACUUUGCUCGCACCGAGACUACUCAAGGCCAGCCUUACUGGACCCUUUCCGCCACAAUCACUCUUGUUGCGCAGCUUGGGGUUGAGAUGGACGGUCUCCAGAUGCGCGGAGCUGCCCACCCUACUCGCAACCUUGUCAUGCCUCAAAGAGUUCUCUCUUCACUUAGAGGACACCAGGCUCCCUGGAAGCGUCGAUACGCAGCGAGAAGGACAGACGCGAGCCGCAUUGCUACCGGCUCUGUCCGAACUGCGAGUGAUCGGGUAUGGCGCCGCGCAUCACAGCAUCUGCGAGCUCUUGGACCAACUUGCCGCAUCUUCAGCGCAUAGCUUGAGACGAUUCGAAGUCGGCUGUACUCACGCGGCCCUUGCUCAGUCAAACCAUGCGCUCAACGCCCUGAGGACCGCCGCGCAUGCCAUUCAAGCGGACAGCGCAUACAUCCACUUCAGAGACGUUCCUAGUGGAGUCAUCGCAGUGAUAUCGCUCUCGAGUCAGAAGUUCAGACACGACCAGCAACGUUGUCCCUUUGUCACCUUCAAAGCCACCAUCGCGGAAGGUUUCGACCUCUCAGUUGACGAACUUGUUCGCACGAGACUCGUAACCCUCCUCCCUCUCGAUCACGUCACGCAUCUAUACCUGGACUGUGUACCCAUGCCCGAGCCGUCCCCGUAUGCGCAGCCCGCCUUCAUCUCGGCAAUGAAGCAGCUCACAUCAGUACGCAUACUUCACGCCAACGACAACGACCGAUACCCUGGCCUACUCCAUUCUAUGCCGGAGUCGCAUCCUCUGGUAGGAGCACUGGAGGCACCCAGAUGCCUUCCAGCCCUCGAGGUUUUGGACGUCUCCUACUCUACCGGCAUGUUUCGGGACUGGUGGACCCGGCUUGCCAUAGCGCUAGCCAUCCGCAGUCGUACCGGGAUGCCGCUUACCUCGCUACGUAUCACUCAUACGUGGGGCCCGAAUGUGCGACGGCCCGAGAGCGCCGCGCGCUCACCUCUGGAGACGUUCCACAAGAAUCCAAAUGUCAACCCCCACGAUCCAGAUGCCUUCAUCUUGAAUAGUCCUCCAGAUGCGUUCAGUGUCGACGGGGGUUCUGUGUGGGCGAAGGAGAAAGUGGAGUCCGUGGCGAGGAGUCUGUUCGGGCAGGUCGUCCAGAAGAUAGAGGUGGAAGAGGCAUCGAGGAUCCAAUCAUUCUGGCCUCCUGUUCUGUAG
Peniophora sp. CBMAI 1063 is the source of this 1497-nucleotide messenger RNA. Lineage: Eukaryota; Fungi; Basidiomycota; Agaricomycetes; Russulales; Peniophoraceae. The record is from the annotation of a GenBank genome assembly.